CAGAUGCAGAGAGGGCGCGGUCUCUGGUCGCCCGGGGCUGCGGAGCUGGGGUUUUCCACGUUGGGCUUUGUUUCCCAUUUUCUCCUCUCCGGUGAACGUGUAAUAAGCUCCUGGAGUCUGGAGCAUCUCGCGGCCUCAUUUGUGCAGGAGCCUGGGAAGGGAGGACUCGGGUUAGCUUCUUUCCUGAGGUUCCCGGAGCUGUCACAGGACGCUUCAGCCAUCAAAAAGCCGCCCUUUGCAGGUCCCAGAGAAUAUUUUUCUUAUUUUUUCUGGUCAAAAUCAUGCUGGUUCGUGCCUUCCCGGGACUUCCUUGCCUUAACCUGUUGACCUGCAAAAAAUGAAGUGGUAGUGUGAAGUCCCGGGAAGCUGGCCCACUUCCAAGUGCAUGAGAAAGGUGUACCUGCGAAACCAUGGCGCUCCCCUUUCAGAAGGAGCUGGAGAAAUACAAGAACAUCGAUGAGGAUGAGCUUCUUGGCAAGCUCUCAGAGGAGGAGCUGAAACAGUUGGAAAAUGUUCUGGACGACCUAGAUCCCGAGAGUGCGAUGCUACCGGCCGGAUUCCGACAGAAAGACCAGACCCAGAAAGCAGCCACUGGCCCAUUUGACCGAGAGCACCUCCUCAUGUACUUGGAGAAGGAGGCAUUGGAACAGAAGGACAGGGAGGACUUUGUGCCCUUCACAGGAGAAAAGAAAGGGAGAGUGUUUAUCCCCAAAGAAAAGCCUGUAGAAGCUCCAAAAGAAGAAAAAGUGACUCUGGACCCAGAGCUGGAAGAAGCCUUGGCCAGCGCCUCUGACACUGAACUCUACGAUCUUGCAGCUGUCCUUGGAGUCCACAAUUUACUCAACAAUCCGAAGUUUGAUGAAGAAACGACCAAUGGCAAAGGCCACAAGGGGCCUGUAAGGAAUGUCGUCAAAGGUGAAAAAGCCAAACCAGUAUUUGAGGAGCCACCGAAUCCCACAAAUGUGGAAGCAAGUCUGCAGCAGAUGAAGGCCAACGACCCCAACCUGCAAGAGGUCAACCUCAACAACAUCAAGAACAUUCCAAUCCCAACCCUGAAGGAAUUUGCCAAGACUCUGGAGACCAACACUCAUGUGAAGAAGUUCAGCCUGGCUGCAACCCGCAGCAAUGACCCCGUAGCCCUUGCUUUUGCAGAUAUGCUGAAAGUCAACAAGACCUUAAAAAGUCUAAACGUAGAAUCCAAUUUCAUCACUGGAACUGGGAUCCUGGCCCUGGUGGAAGCCCUGCGGGAGAAUGACACCUUGACAGAGAUCAAGAUUGACAACCAGAGGCAGCAGUUGGGAACUGCUGUGGAGAUGGAGAUAGCCCAGAUGCUGGAGGAGAACUCAAGGAUCCUCAAGUUCGGGUACCAGUUUACCAAGCAAGGGCCACGGACAAGAGUGGCAGCUGCCAUCACAAAAAAUAAUGACCUGGUUCGCAAGAAGAGAGUCGAAGGAGACCGGAGGUAAACCUCUCACAUCACACAGCCAUCUGAAACACGGACAAAAACUCGUCCUCUUCUUCAUGGGACCACUUUAUCUAAGGCUGUUCGUUUCCGUUAACCGUCUAAGUCAUAAUCCUAACUGUUACUCUUUCUUAGCACUACUUAUUUAUGUGAAAAUGUGUGUAGAGGUUUGACUUACUCCUGGACACACCUGGAAGCUUGCACAAACAGGAGGACACGGAUCUCAGACAGUGACAGCGCUGGAGAUGAUUUUAACCACUUUCACAUUGUCUUGCUUUCUUACAUGAACGUGUUUUUAAUCAUGGAAAGGGGCUUAGCAUGUGUUUGUAGCUGAUUGCAGUAGAGGCCUAUCUCUGUUUACACACAUCACUUUGAGUUAGGCUGAGUACAUGGGAAGUGUGCUGCUGACCACAUCAGAAGUUAGUAUUGCCAAUCUUUCACAAACUCUCCGUUAAUUCCAGAAAACUGUCUCUGCGUGCACAUGCCUGACUGAUUAGGCAGCACUUUAACCUAGCAUUAUCAAAUUAACUGUUUAUUUUCCCAUGAGUAUGUUGAUAAUUCACACACUUUACCAUGAUUAAACAUGAAUUAAACAUUUGUGUAGGUGGGUGGCACUAGGAAUUGUACCCAGGGCCUUGUGUAUGUUAGGCAAGCACUCUACCCCUGAGCUGUAUCUCCAACCCAAAUUAUAUUUAAUAGAAAAUUACUUAUAAAGCCAUUGAAAGGCUUUCCAGGUAUAAAAGAAAAUUUCAAAAUAGCACAUUCCUAAAUAAAACAAUAUUAAUGGCAUCUUAUGGGCUAGAGUGACAAGCUCAGCAAUUAAGAGUCCUUGCUACUUUCCCAGGGGACCAGAGUACAGUUCCCAGUACCUAUGUCAACUACCUAACAGUGGCCAUCCAUCUUCAGGGGAGUUUGAUGCCUCCAGCCUCUGAGGGCAUACACAAACAUAUGUGCAUAACCCCCAUAUAUAUAUACAUGUGGUUAAAAUAAAUUUAAUAGAUCAUGGCACCUCAAUCAAAGUUUCCAAUACAUAAGAUUGAAUGAAUUUGACAAAAUUUAAAAGUAAUUGAUGCUUCAUCUUCAGCAUGACAAGCUCACAGGAUAAAUUGUGGGCAUUGUGGUUAGUUAUAUAGAUUUUGUUUCACAUGAAGUUGCUUCUCUGCCUUUUGAUAAAAUCGGGUGCCACUUUUAUCACAUGACAUCACUGAUCCAGACAUCUGCAAACAUUAGGUAAAAAUGAAUUGUUGGCUACUCAGAUUCUUUGUCUCCUCGAAGACAAAGCCUGUGCAAGCAGAAGUGAAAUGUUUGCAUUAAUUUUUUAGUGUGAUAGUUGGGCAGUGCAGUGCAAAAUUAAGGUAACAAUGACAGAAGUCUUUGGCCCAAAUUAAUCAUUUCUCUUUCCUGUCGUAGAUAACAGCUUGUGGCACCUCUGUGAGGUAACUGUGCUCGCUCCUCUGCUCCCUGCUGUGACCAAGUAGCUGGCAAAAGGAACGUAAGGAAGAAAGGGUUCAUUGUGGUCACAGUUUUAGGGUACCAUCCACCAUGACAGAGAAGAAUGACAGCAGGGGCAUGAGGCAGCUGGUCACAUCGUUUUCACAGACAGGAAGCAGAGAGAGAUGCAUGCUGGGACUCAGCCCACUUUCUCCUUUCUCCCAGUUUGAGACCCCAGUCUAUGGGAUGGCGCUGCCCACAUUCAGGGUGAGUCCUCCCUCUUGGGUUAAACUUCUCUGGUCACACCCUCUGUGAUUCCAUGAAGAUAAACUGUCACAGUGUCUCCUUUCCCUGUCCUCUACCUCCCACACAGAGCAUCUCUCUUGUUUCCCUUCUCUUUAUGACUCUGAGUCUUACAAAGGUGUUAUCUCUUAUGCUAUUGACAGAGCAAAAGAAGCUGCUGUCCCUGGCAGAUCUUGGGCCCAUUCCUGUAUCGUUUUAGUUACUGGGGGUUCCUGGGUUACUUGGUAGCAGUAAGGCAAGUUAAUGGGUUAAUAGCUUGAAAAGCUCUUGGAAUCUAUUUUGAGAAGCCUUUUAAAAACUGGACACUUAGAGGGAGAAACUGGACACUUAUUUGUUCUAUAAAUACCCAGAGCUGAAAGCAAAAAGCCUUUGAAACAUCUCAUUUUUUUUACUCGUUUUUACAUUUUUCAGGACACAGUAAGGAGGGUUUGCUGAUAUUUUUUGAGUUUAUAUUCCUGUCAAUCUUGAAACAUAUUAGUGCAUUCCAUUUGAUGGUUCUCAGUCUGAUUUUUCUUUUCUGCUCACCCAUUUAUAUAGGUUUAUAUAAGCUUGCUGGUUGCUCAGUUUUCAAGAAGUCUGUGAGUUAUUGCUCACCAUAGCACUACUGAGAAUUGAGGGAAGCCAGGUGUGGCAGCACACACCACUUUUCCUAGCCCUCGGAGGAUCAGUGUUGGCUACCUGCUACAUGAGAUCCCCAGCCCACCCUCCCCCAACCAAAGCAUAUUAAGUGACUUGCACUUACGGUUCAGUUGGUAUGGUAAAGGCAAAACUAUGUUCUUGAGAUUAUUUAUGCGUGUCGUGCCUACAUGUCAUAAAUACUACCCAACUCUCAGCAUUAACUUCUUGGCCAUGGUGAGAAGAGUCUUUGGGAAUUAACAAUGCGUAAGAAGCCGUCUCCUUUCUUCUCUCUAGAUUGUUGACUGAUAAGCAGUCAUCAGUUCUACCUGGGUGAAAUGUGCACAAUGUAUUUCAAUCAGAAUUUUUGCUUACCAUGUUGUCAAAGGGAGGAUGCUAUGUUUUGGUCACAGACUUUUACAAGUAAUCCUUUUCCUCUCCUUAUUCACUCUCAUGCCUCCAUCUCGUAAGAAACUCUGACCCUGCAGAAUGUUAUCUGAAGCUCCACAGUUUGGAGAAUGGGUUGCAGUUGUUAACACAGCCUGGCAAAAAACAAGAGAAAUAAAUCAGAUCUGGAUCACGGCUAAUCCUUUUUAUAAGGAGCUGUUAAUAUUAGUAAAGCAAGAUGGUAGAACAUUGUUUUUAAAAUCAUACUGUUUUAGCUUAUAAGUUUAUGAGAUUUAUUACUAAUAACUGUUUUAUCAUUGUGGAUUUUUAAAUGGCUUGUAAAGUAACAUUUCCAUAAGUAUUUCCAUACUGAAGGUAACUACUAGAGGAUAAAACAUACAUUUGGGGGGUAUGUAUCAAAUCAUAUAAUUAGUCUGAGACUUCACCUCCUAGAGUAGACAUUAGUUUCAUCAUGAUGAGAUGUAAUAUGUGUAAAUUAUUUUUAUAUGUAUAUAUUUUGCUAGCUAGCGUGUUGAGUAUUUGCUAAUGCCUGACUGACUGUUUGGAGCAAGCUCCAGUUUCCCUAAGCCUGCUCUCUUCCCUUUACAGUUAUGCAGGCCCAUAGUAAGUGAAAACUUGCUUGCCUGGACUUGAAGGUUCCUGUCACUGCUGUCUUGUCAUGGCACAUGCAGAUAGAUGGCUUUUAGGAGAUACAUUUCUCAAGUCUAGAAAUAGUGACUCAUUUAGUAGCACAAGUGCGUUUCUCCAUCUGCCUUAUGUGCGCAGCGGAAGCUCCUUCGUCCUUUUCAGCAUGAUCAAAUUCCUUGCUUUCAUCUUUGAGGGAAGUUAGUCUUCCUCCCUCCCUCUAUCCCCCCCCCCGUGUGUGUGUGUUUGUGCCGUGCAUGUGUGUGUCUGUGUGUGUGUGUGCAUCGUCAGAUAUCUAACUAGGUAUUUGGCUACAUCUGGACAACGGAUUGAAGGGGAGGCUCUCUCCCCAGCUCCACUUCCCUUCCCCUUUUAGAGCUUCUGCAGACCCAGGUUCCGUGGAGAAUUCCUCUGGAGUCUGUAGCUUCUGUCACCCACCACAUUUCACAGUUGUGUGGAGGAUGAUUCUUAGAAUGUUCACUGGAUUACCACCCCUUGAGAUCUUCCUAUAUGCCUAAAGUGUGUAUCAUUUCAUACUCAUGGACAUCAAUUAGCCCCCUCCUUCCAUCUCUGUAGGACACACUGUAUAUAAAUAAUUUUGUACAUAAGGACCACCAAAUACUGUAGUGAGAUAUUUGGCCACAUGUGGACCAUGGAUUGAUGGGACCACGCUUUCUUGCCCCUCUUAGGGUGGUGGUGGGCCCAGGUUAGAGAAUCCCAUGCCUGGAGGGGCAGGUGUUGCUCAUCCAUCUUUCAGCGCAUAGCUCAUCUUCCAGUAGAAGAAACCCAUCUCCAUGUUCAAGCUCAGAAGCUGUCACAGUGCCUGUACCCUGGAGCCAGUUUUCCUAAAGGAAGACUGGCAUGCCAGAUCAUGAACCGCUGCUUUUCUUCCACACAGAGAUGUGACCCCUGGUGGGCACCAGCAUUAUGGAAGCCACUGCCUUCGGAAUAACUGCCACAAGACAUUUCUGGUGUACAAGCUUGGACCUGGCGUGACAGUGUCAGUAUGCUCAGCCAGAUAGAGCCCAUCAGAGUGUUUGAGCGUACCUCUUUUUUCAUGGCUGAGACUGACUCUGCCCUCUCCGAAAUGCUGUGCAGGAGACAGGAAGCCGAAGAAUUCUGGUCUGAGAGAAGUUUACAUAUGCUUUAGAGUUGGGAUGAUAGACCUAGUGCCUUUUCAAAAAGUAGAGACUGAGUUUGCUGACUUCACAGUUCCCACGCCCCCACCCCCUCACCCCCCCACGUUCCCACCCCCCGCUGCUCGCUCCAUUCUCACACAUAAAGGAAGGGAAUGAAAACUCUAAGUAGCAGGCUGAUCCCACUGGGUAAACCACAGAGCAGCCGUUUGGAACUAACUGAACAGAGAAAAGUACCCGGAACCUCGAUGUUCAUGGUCCCCAAUUCUAGAUCCGACUGUAUCUUAUACUCUGGCUCAAGAUCCUUACAAAGUAAAAGGGCUGAGAAUGUAAUAUUUAAGUUAAUUUAAUGGCAGAACUCAAUUCUGCUCACUCCUCUUAAUCUCUCUCCCAUUAGCUUAACAGCAAUGACCAAACAAUCAGUAGAUAGGUGAAGGACAGGUUGCAAAUUUUAAGUCUAUAUCCUGGGCACUAAUCUAGAACAGCACAUGAGUCAGAGGUUAAGCUUAUUUCAGACACAUUGUUGCCUUGGAGAGGGUGAAGGAGAAGGCUUGGAGUCAUGGGUGGAAAAGAGCCACCUAUUAACCGGGCUUGGUUGGCAGUGUCUUGUGGCAGUCAUUUGGAGCACGUUGGCUCAGCUAGUUGGUAUGGUGAAUGGGUACCAUACUAACAGAUUAGGAGGCUAAAUCCCAAUCCCGUUACCCACACUUAGCAGGUGUAUGAUCAUGGGCAAUUCAUUUAAUUGCCUGCCUAUUAUACAUUAUAUGGGGGAUAUGCACCGGAAAUGGAGUCAAGUGACCUGAACACUUGACUCUACACUUUCAUAGCUGGGUGACUUUGGGGAAACCACUUGGUCUCUCAAGGCUGAAGCUCCCCAGCUAUUAAAUGGGAAUUAAUAUCUUCACUAACUACCUCACAGAAUUGUAGUGAGAAAAUAUAAUCAGAUCAUUGGAUGGAAACACCAUAGAAACCAGAAAGCACUGUACAAAAGUAGAUCACUUUUAUCAAUUCACUAGUGUUUUCCACUGCCUCUGAGUCUGUUUUAUUCUGACCAGUGGUUCAUCUUUUGGAGUAGGGCAGAUUGGGGCACGGGAAUGAUGUAAAGAGCUAGAAUUGUUUUACUUUAAACAUAGAGGUGAGAAACGUGGUUGGUGGUAGCAGUGGGGGUUACAUUUCAGUGAUACAAAACGAUAGAUCAUUUUGCUGGGUCAUUUGAAAGUACUUUGAAAAGGGCUGGGGAGUAACUCAGUAAGGUAAUGUGCUUGCCUUGCCUUGUGUGCACCGAGUCCCAAUCCGAUCCCCAACACCACAUAAGCUGGGCAGGGUGCCAUGAGUCUGUAAUCCCAGCACUCAAAAGUCAGAGGCAGGAAGAUCAAAAGUUCAGAUUCGUCUUUGGCUACAUAGAAUCUGAGACCAGCCAGGGCCACGUGAGAUCCUGUCUCAAAAAAGAAAGGGCCCCUGCGGAAGUGGACACAAUCCUUGGAAAUACUGGCUCCCAAAGGGGAGCUCAAACAGUGACUAAGAAUUUAGGCAAGAGCACUGCUGUCUUUUCUGUCAUCACUAGAAGUGACAGAAGCCAAGACUCAAGGUAUUGCUGGCCACCUUGAAGAGCAUCUCCUUGGGCUCCAGGAAUUUUCAUGUCUGGCAUCCGGGUGCCAGCUCUGACACGGAAGGGGAGAAAGCUCUCCAGGGCAGCAACUACCUAUCACCAGCAGCUCAGCCCUGGCCAGUUAUUUCUGCCAAGAAAAACCUUGAAGCCUGGCCUUAUAUGGAUGGUGUCCCUUCAGUCCUUUUAUAUUUGGUACCGUCUAAUAAGGUGCCUUGUACAUAGUAGGUGCUUUAUAAAUGUCUCUUGUCUGUCAUUGUCCUCCAGCCCUACAAGAGUUAUAUUCUGUUUACAACCAUGUGAUGUAUAUACAUACAUAUAUAUCUAAUCAUACUGAUUUGGAUGCCAGCUGUAUGUGACCUUAGGUAAGAUUUUUCCAUCUAUCUUAUCUUCAUUUCAUCUGUAAAGCGGUGUGUCCCUUUCAGAUUCCAAGCAUUACAACCCUGUGUUUCUGAGCCGGGCCGUGGUGGCGCUUGCCUUUAAUCCCAGCACUUGAGAGGUAGAAGCAGGCGGAUCUCUGUGAGUUCAAGGCCAAUCUGGUCUACAAGAGCUAGUUCCAGGACAGCUAGGACUGUAACACAUAGAAACCCUGUCUCGAAAAACCUAUCCUGUGAUUCCGAAAUGAGUGGGUAAUCUAUCCACUGCAGCUCCUGCUUUCUCGGGGAAUCUUCCACAGACAGUUGCUUGCUCCUGUUCAGCUGUGUUUGAUAACUUCAGAGUCGUUCUAGAAGAGCAGCCUUGUCAGAAAGGCUACUUCAGGGCUGGGAAGUUAGCUGGGUGAGAGAGCAUUUCCUGACACUACAAAAUUAAAAAAAAAAAAUUUAAAGUUUUGGGAUGCUUCCCUCAAAAACAGAAUAUCUUUAUAUAUAAUAUUUUUCUCCUCAGAAUCAGAGAGAAAGGAGGGGAGGAAAAUGUAAAGAAAGAAACUGACCAGUAUGUUUUAGUAGGCUUUUAUUUGAUACCUGUGUAUUUGCAUUUCCAAGCACAUAUUGAUUGCAUACCAAGAGACAAUCAAAAGUGCACUGUGUAUUGAAAGAAACUGGCCCAGGAUUUGAAACUUCUGUGGACAUAGUCUGGAUGUGAGUAGACAGAAAUGGGCCAAAUGGGAAAAGGAGAAGGAUGGAAAGUACACUUCCUGAGUAACUUUACUUUAGUACCAAAUGUUAGUCAUGACAAUCUUUAUUCAAAUUAUUCUAAGCCAGAUAUGGUAGUGAACCUGUAAUCCCAGCACUUAGAAGGUGGAGGCGGGAGGAUCAGAAGUUCAAGGUCAUUCUCAGCACCAUAGCAAGUUCAAGACCAGCCUGGGACCCAUGAGACUUUGUCUUUAAAAUAAAUAGGUAAAUGGAAUAAAAGUAAUUUGUAUCUUUGCUUUCUUCUUAAGAACAAAACUAUGUACAUGAUAAAGCAUAUUUAUAUUUUAAGUAAGCCUUUAUGUUAAUCUUAUUUCGUGGUUUUUUUUCUAUAAAACAAGCAGCAUUUUUCAUUGCACACAAAAAUGUAAAAUACUUGCAUGCCACCAGUCAUGACUUAACAGUUCUAUGCCUGUCAAGUGUGACCUUAUGUGUAUCGUUGCCUAUAUUGUGUUGAAGAGACUAAGGGACAUAAUACACUUGUAAACUUGUAUACUAUUGGUAAAACUUGUUUAGCUAAGCAAAUUCUGAAAAGCCACAUGGCUUUAUUUUUCAUUUGAUGCUUUUUAAUCAAAUGCUAGAUGAUCGGUUAGUUCACUAGAAAACUAAAGACUAACUUUCUUUUUAAAUGUGAAGUUAAACAUCUUGUGAAAAGUGUGAGAUAAAGGAAAAUGUACAAAUUUUAAACUACUUUUAUCGUUACAAGGAACCCCAUUGGCCCCCCAAAAAAGGUGUAAUUUGGGGCCUUUUGGAAUUAGCCACUAAGAGGUAAUGUUGAGCUAAAUAUAAACUUUCAAUUAAUCAAGAGCUUUGUGCUUUCAAGGAUGUCAUGUAUUCAUUUGUGUCUGGAAUGAUAGUUGUAAAUGGAAAUGUAAAAAAUAAAAGGGGGGUCAAUAAACUUAACUUUA
Molecule: messenger RNA, 9623 nt
Organism: Chionomys nivalis (European snow vole)
Lineage: Eukaryota; Metazoa; Chordata; Mammalia; Rodentia; Cricetidae
Gene: Tmod2
Product: tropomodulin 2
Exons: 10
Coding region: 411-1466 (351 amino acids)
Biological process (GO): pointed-end actin filament capping; myofibril assembly; muscle contraction
Cellular component (GO): striated muscle thin filament; myofibril
Molecular function (GO): tropomyosin binding
Source: RefSeq, a predicted model, not a curated record